Funneliformis mosseae is the source of this 1611-nucleotide messenger RNA. The record is from the annotation of a GenBank genome assembly. Lineage: Eukaryota; Fungi; Glomeromycota; Glomeromycetes; Glomerales; Glomeraceae.
AUGCCUUCUACUUCUUUUUUUCAAAAUGAUGAUUCAUUACAACUUCCAGCAACAGCAUAUUUUACAACGAUCAACGAUGAUGUACAUCACAAUCCUAUUAUUAAAUCACCAAAUAUUAUCCAAGAACCGUCCAUAAAUGAUUAUAUAAAAUUUAAUAAAAAUUUAACAUUCUCACAUCAUCCAUACUUAUAUAAAUUCCAGCAAGGACCACUUGGAGAACAAGAUAGUUAUUUGAUAGGAAUAUUAAAUUUUAAAUUAUCGUCAUUGUUAAAAGCGAAAACGACGACAAAAGAAAACAUCAUUAACGGUGUUUAUUUAAAAUUUAAAGGGCGAGAAAAGGUUAAGUGGGUUGUCAGGAAUGGGCCGAGAAGUAAGAGAGGUAACGGUGUGGAACAUAAUUUAUGUGAGAUUGUAUAUAAAAUUUGGGAGUCGUCGAGUAAUGAGAACACUAGUUUGAUGGAAUCAUUUUCUCAAACUUGUGGUCAAGAUCUAGUCAAAGGAACCAACGAGACCAAUGAUGUGAUGAGGAUCCCUUUUAAAGUCAAAUUACCGUAUAAUUUACCCGAUAGCAUUAAGACAGAAUUCGGAAGCGUCGAAUAUACUCUAAAAGCCAUGAUAACUACUACGAUUAAUGUUGGAAAUGGGAUUUCGAAAACCAACGGAACUUUCUUAUCUACGAUUUUCAAACAACGAUUCAUUAGCGAAAUUAAAAUUCCGCUUAAACACACAUUAAUUUUAAAUCACGACAAUAAUCCGCCAUACGUCAUUCACGGGGAAAAUAUCUUUAGCCUUUACAAUAAUAAUUCUUCUUAUUACGACUCGGAGAGUAGGAUUGCUACCGCCACCGUGCCUCCAGUGUUGAAUUGUACGUUGGUAUUACCGCCCAAUAAGAAUAUCAAUAUUGGAAUAUACAUUUCAAUUCCAAUUCGAAUUAGGAUAUUAGAACCGGGAAUAAGUUUGGAAAGGGUUGAAAUAUUGUUGAAAUCAUCAAAAGAUUUUAGAACGAAAAGUGAAUCCAAACAUGUCGAAGAAAUUUCUAGCAAAAUCAUUAUACCACGAAAAAACAUUAACUUCAUAAAUUCAAGAAAUAAGAAUCCUUUCGCGGUAAAAUCUAAUAGAGUUGAUGGUGAAUGCAUUCAAAACAUAAAUUUUUAUAUCCCAACGUUUACAUUACCCACAUAUAAUGGUCGUUAUAUUACCGUCUCUCAUCAAUUAUUAUUAAAAUGUGGUUUGUCAUAUACAAAUCACAAGGGUAUCGUUAGUAAGUUGAAUGAUUUCGUCAUUGAGGAACAUAUUAAUAUUUAUAAUAUACAUAAAAAUUUUGACAUGCCAUUGCCAAACGUUCCUUUGCCUCCUAAAUUCUUUAAUCCAAAACAAUUUAUUACUACAAAACUUACUAGCAUUGAUAGUUUACAUGUGAUUCCUACAUGUAAUUUUAAUAGUAAUGAGAGUAAAGGCAGUAUUCUUCAAAGUAGAAGUGAUAGUAGUGAUAGUAGUGAUAGCAGUAAUGAUGGUAUUGAUUCAUUGUAUUAUUCUUCUUGUCCAACUUCUUCUUUAUUUUCUUUACAUUCAAUUAAUUCCACCUCAAGUUUAUUUUCUACUCGUAAAUAA